AUUCAGGCUUUUGUAAUUUUAUGCCAACAUCAUUAUUUGAAUGAAAACUAAACCGAAAUAGAAUGGAAUAUUACAGAAUUAAAUGAAAUCGAUGUAAUGAAACUCGGGAAAAUUGUGAUUAUGAAGAAUGAUGAUUGCAAUUGAUGAAUUUACUACAUUAAAAUGAUUGAAAAUUUGCUGUAGAACAAACAAUAAGAAUCCCUUCAAGAGAUUCUGAAGUGUAAUCCUUAAAUUCAAAACCUUUAAUUUGAUGAAUAAUUUGAUAAAUUUGAUUGAUUACAGUAUAAAUAAAUAGAUAAUAAAUAUUUAAAGUUCACUACUUUUAAAUUGUAACAUUGCGUUUUAUUUUCUUCAAAGAUGUCGAUGAUGUCAUUUUUCUGUCAAUGACCAAAACUGUCAAAAUUAGUCAAAACAAAUCGGAAAUCGUGUGAAAAUUUAAGCUUUAAAUAAACAGAUAUAGCAAAAAUGGGCCUUUUCGGUAAAUCCCCAGAGCGCAACCCUAAAGAAAUGGUAAAUGAAUGGUCGCAUAAACUUCGCAAAGAAGGAUACAAUUUGGACAGACAAGUUAGAGCUAUCCAAAGAGAAGAAGAAAAAAUUAAACGAUCACUGAAAGAAGCAGCUACUAAAAACGAUAAACAAGUAUGCACUAUACUAGCAAAAGAAAUCAUCAGAUCCAGGAAAGCAAUCAAUAAAAUAUACACAAGUAAAGCACAUCUCAACUCAGUACAAUUACAAAUGAAGAAUCAAUUGGCUACCUUAAGAGUUGCUGGAUCGUUGCAGAAGUCAACAGAGGUGAUGCAAGCAAUGCAAGCUCUGUUACGUCUCCCAGAAGUAGCGGCUACGAUGCAGGAGCUGAGCAAGGAAAUGAUGAAAGCUGGUAUCAUAGAGGAGAUGCUGGACGAAACCAUGUCCGGGAUGGAAGAUGAAGAGGAAAUGGAAGAAGCAGCGCAAAGUGAAGUUGAUAAGGUUCUAUGGGAAUUAACUCAAGGAAAAUUAGGAGAAGCGCCGGCACCGCCCACAUCUGUCGGAGCACCGUCCACCAGCCAACAAGAAGAGGAACCAGUCCCGGAGCCUGACGAAAGCGAACUGGACGAAAUGCAGUCUAGAUUAGAAUCAUUGCGGUCUUAGAGUUGAACAGAGUUUGAGAGAGACUCGAAAGAAGUAUUACUUUAUUUGGUGGCUUCAUGGCUCGAAUGGAGAUUAACAGAUGCCUUACAAAAUAAUUUUGUAAAUAAAUCUUAUUGAUUUUGAUUCUAAUUGUUGUAUGUAUUGUAUUAAGUUUUUAUUUAUAUUAAAAGUUAUCUUUAACAAAA
Bombyx mori (domestic silkworm) is the source of this 1313-nucleotide messenger RNA. It is a transcript of the gene Vps24, whose product is annotated as charged multivesicular body protein 3. Lineage: Eukaryota; Metazoa; Arthropoda; Insecta; Lepidoptera; Bombycidae. The coding region runs from base 466 to 1128 and encodes 220 amino acids. The transcript has 7 exons. The record is from RefSeq and is a predicted model, not a curated record. Gene Ontology annotation, cellular component: ESCRT III complex; multivesicular body. Gene Ontology annotation, biological process: protein transport; late endosome to vacuole transport; endosome transport via multivesicular body sorting pathway.